AGGUACGUCUCAGGCAGCGCGAAGAUGGCAUACGAUGACCUGCUGAAGCACUUGGGCGACUUUGGUCGGUACCAGAAGCGAACUUACUUUCUGCUUUGCCUAACAUCUAUUACCUGCGCUUUUCAUCGCCUCUCCACCGUAUUUAUAGCACCAAAGGCGUUACACAGGUGCUUAAUGCCAUAUGAAACUGCUGGAAAUGCGAAUUUUACGCUGCCAGUCGACCGUCCGGUCAACCUCAGCCUCCCCUGGGACGAAUCGACCGGAAACUGGUCCCAGUGCCUCAGACUAGAUGCAAAUUUUACUGAGCAGUACUUCCAAGACGGGCUGCCAAAUUCUGAAACGGUUCCAUGCCAAGAUUGGGUGUUCGACCACUCAAAAUACAUGUCCAGCUUAGUUUUCGAGUGGAAUCUGGUUUGUGACAAAGGAUGGCUCAGGUCCUUGGCUGACACGGUUUUCAUGCUGGGUAUUUUAAUUGGCGCCGUGGUAUUUGGCCACCUUUCAGACAGGUACGGCCGCAAGCCGAUUUUCUUUUUCUCGCUGGUUCUCCAAGUGGUCGGCGGAGUGGCCGCCGGUUUUGCGCCUGAGUUCUUACCCUUUGUCCUGGCCCGACUCUUCCUCGGAAUGUCUACCUCAGGCGUCACCCUGGUUGCUUACAUCAUAGGUAUGGAGAUGGUGAGUCCGUCCAAGAGAAUAUACGCUGGCGUUAUAAUCUACUACUUCUUCACCAUCGGCUACAUUUUCACUGCGUUUAUCGCCUACGCCAUCAAGGACUGGAGACAACUGCAGAUCGCCCUCUCCCUCCCUGGAAUCGCCUUUUUCGUUUACUGGUGGUUCAUCCCUGAGUCGGCGAGGUGGCUGUUAGCCAAGGGAAGAGACGCGGAGGGCGAGAAGAUUUUAAAGAAAAUAGCCAAGGUGAACGGCAUCGACCUUUCAGACGGGACGCUUGACAAGUUCCUGAGGGACAGCCAGCAGGAGGACGAAAAGUCAGAGCAAACGCGACAGGCCUCAAUUUUCGAUCUAUUCAAAUACCCAAACCUGAGACGCAAUUCCCUCAUCAUAUUUUUCCUUUGGUUUGUCAACAGCUGCUCGUACUACGGUUUGUCGUGGAACGUGUCUAAUUUGGGCGGCAACGACUACCUCAACUUUCUUAUUUCCGGGCUGGUCGAGAUUCCCGCCUACACCUUCAUUCUGUUCGCCCUGGAUCGGCUUGGUAGGAAAGUAACGCUCUGUGGUUCCAUGUUGGUCGGCGGCUGCGCCCUUCUCCUUUGCAUCCUUGUUCCCGACGACUGCUCCUGGCUUCUGAUAACCCUGGCAAUGAUCGGGAAGAUGGCCCUGACUGCAUCAUACGGCGUCGUCUAUUUAUUCUCCGCGGAGCAAUUUCCAACGGUUGUGAGAACCGCAGCCAUGGGAGUUAGCUCGACCGCAGCACGAUUAGGCGGAAUUUUAGCUGCCUUUAUUUACGAUUUGGCCGACGUGUGGAAGCCACUGCCCUUGAUAGUAAUCGGCACUCUUGCCCUCCUGGCAGGUGUUUCGUCCCUCAUCCUGCCGGAAACCCUUCACAAAACCCUGCCUGAGACAAUUGAAGAUGGCGAACAGUUUGGAAGGCGUAGCAAUAAGGAAGUGAAAAAUGAAGUAAUCGAAGCUGCGCGAGAAGAAGCAGGAAAAUAAUGGGAAUUUUGUGUAAAACCCGCGUUUUUAACAAAAUCAACAACCAUUUUACUAAAAUUAAUAUUUUAUAUCAAAUUUCCCUAUAUCGUUAAUUAGAAACUGUGAAUGGCGUCUAUAUAUUAUGUGUUGCAACGGAAUUUCAUAUUUGUAUGUAACAGUAUUGACUCUAAAUAAAAAGUCAUCGAACAAUUCA
Messenger RNA from Cloeon dipterum, 1861 nucleotides. Its product is annotated as organic cation transporter protein-like. Gene Ontology annotation, biological process: transmembrane transport. The record is from RefSeq and is a predicted model, not a curated record. Gene Ontology annotation, cellular component: membrane. Bases 25 to 1668 code for a protein of 547 amino acids. The transcript has 10 exons. Lineage: Eukaryota; Metazoa; Arthropoda; Insecta; Ephemeroptera; Baetidae. Gene Ontology annotation, molecular function: transmembrane transporter activity.